This is a messenger RNA of Microtus ochrogaster (prairie vole), 574 nucleotides long. RefSeq names its product large ribosomal subunit protein eL42. The record is from RefSeq and is a predicted model, not a curated record. Gene Ontology annotation, cellular component: ribosome. Gene Ontology annotation, molecular function: structural constituent of ribosome. Lineage: Eukaryota; Metazoa; Chordata; Mammalia; Rodentia; Cricetidae. Gene Ontology annotation, biological process: translation.
AUAAAAGAGACUGCGUCACUUCCCACCCAACGGGAGAGGAAGAAAAGAAGAAUGAAGAAAACUUGAUUAGCCUUUCCCGUCCGGCUCGUGCGGUGGUUGCGGCGGUUUCGGACGCCGGCUCUCUCGUUUCCAUCGGGUAGACACUCUACUGCAAAGAUGGUCAACGUACCCAAAACUCGAAGGACUUUCUGUAAGAAAUGUGGCAAGCAUCAGCCUCACAAAGUGACCCAGUAUAAGAAGGGCAAGGAUUCCCUGUACGCGCAAGGGAAGCGGCGCUACGAUCGGAAGCAGAGUGGUUAUGGUGGGCAGACAAAGCCAAUUUUCCGGAAGAAGGCCAAAACCACAAAGAAGAUCGUGCUCAGGCUUGAGUGUGUGGAGCCCAACUGCAGGUCCAAGAGGAUGCUGGCCAUUAAGAGAUGCAAGCAUUUUGAACUGGGAGGAGACAAGAAGAGAAAGGGCCAAGUGAUCCAGUUCUAAAACUUGGGUUUUCUGAGAGGAAAAUGCUGAAGCACCAGGAAAAUUACCUGUUAGAAAAUAAAAGUUAUUGUUAUUGAUACCUAAAAAAAAAAGAAAA